Molecule: messenger RNA, 1751 nt
Organism: Leptomonas pyrrhocoris
Lineage: Eukaryota; Euglenozoa; Kinetoplastea; Trypanosomatida; Trypanosomatidae
Product: amino acid permease putative (AAT18)
Exons: 1
Coding region: 270-1751 (493 amino acids)
Biological process (GO): amino acid transmembrane transport
Molecular function (GO): amino acid transmembrane transporter activity
Source: RefSeq, a predicted model, not a curated record
GUAAAUCUCAGGCCACAGCUGCCUUGCUAACACCUACACGAACACCCACAGAGAAGUCUUCUAUCCACCGCGCAAACCUUCGAGUUACUACUACCACCCCCCAAAAGAGACAUCAAGUAUAUAGUACGAGGGCAGGCCUUACCUGAAAUACAGCAACAAGAAAGAAGGAGGCAGACACUUUACCCGUCCCGCGCUUUUCAGACUCUUUUGAUUUUCUUUCCCUCGAGCACCCUUCCCCAACGACACACCCGCCCACACGAACCGUCAAGAUGAACCAGCAGGACAGCAACUCGGACGGGUCCGGCAACGGCCGGCCGCAGCGCAACGAGCCCCUCGUGGACGAGGUGGCGCUCGCCUGUGACGGUGAUGCGCACGACGGAGACUACUCUGCGGAGAAGAUCGUUGUACAGCCUGUCGAUGGCGAAAUGCAAAGCGACUCACAGAGUAGUGACGACAGCGAAGAGAGGAAGCCGCAUGGCUUGGAGUCAGCACUGUGCAUCGGCCCGGUGGUGACCGGAUUUAAGCGCAUCAGCAAUCGUUUGGUGCCGCCCGGUGGUCACCUGUCAAACAUCUUCAACAUGGCGAGCAACACGCUGGGCAUCGGCGUUGUGUCGAUGGCAUCCGGCUUCAACACGACGGGCAUCGUUCUGGCCGUGAUUUUGAUGAUCGUGUGCGCCGUGCUGGUGGUGUUCUCCUUCUACCUGAUCGGUGCGACGUGCGAGCGCAGCCCGUAUCGCUCGUGGGAGUCUGCGUGCCGUGGCAUCCUGUUCCGCGGUGCGGACUACUGUGUGGCUGGCGUGAUGAUCUUCUUCCAGUUCGGCGCGAUGGUGGGCUACGUCAUCUCCAUUCACGAUCUGCUUGGCCCCUUUCUUGACUCCGACAGCGUGAACCCCUUCCUGCGCACGGCGAACGGGCGGCGCCUGCUGACGGCCGUCGUGUGGUUCUUCGGGAUGCUGCUGCUGUGCCUUCCGCGGCGUGUGGCGUCGCUGCGGUACUUCUCCAUUGUGGGUGUGACGCUGGUGGUGUACUUCGUGUUUGCGGUGGUGGCGCACUCGUCGAUGGCGGGGCUACCGCACCUGCACGACAUGAAGCUCUUCGCCUCCGGCAUUGACGCCGUGGACGGGCUGACGCUGUUCAUCUUCGCGUUCCUCGGGCACGGUCUGUGCUUCCGCCUGUUCGACGAGAUGCGGGUGCCGUCUGCAAUGAACUUGCUGAAGGAUGGGUGUGGCAGCGUGACGCUGGUCGGCGUCCUGUACUUCAUCGUUGGGUUCUUCGGGUACGCGGAGUUCGGCCUGGACAUCUCGGGCUCCAUCUUCAAGUACUACGAGGUGCGCAGCGACCCGAUGAUGUGCGUGGCGUACAUCGGGAUCAUGCUGAAGAUCUGCGUCGCGUAUGCGCUGAGCGGGCAAGCGUGCCGCCUGCCCGUGUAUUACAUCCUGCGCCGUGAUCUCGAUACAUCUCCGUACUGGCUGCACUUCUGCAUCACGAUCCCGAUCUGCCUGUGCUCGUUCGUGCUUGGGCUGUUCGUACCGGACGUCAACAUCGUAUUCAACCUGCUGGGCAGCAUCUGCGGUGGCGUCCUUGCCUUCCUGCUGCCUGCGUUCUUCGUGAUGUACCUCGGCGGGUGGACGCUGAAGCGCGUUGGGUGGUGGCGACUGGGCAUGACGUACCUGAACAUCGUCGCUGGUGUGGUGGCCAUUGUCUUCGGCACUGCGGUGACGAUCGACGGUAUCGUGCAGAAGUACGGCUGA